This is a messenger RNA of Solanum tuberosum (potato), 1761 nucleotides long. RefSeq names its product proteoglycan 4-like. Bases 1 to 1761 code for a protein of 586 amino acids. NCBI's taxonomy places the organism in Eukaryota, Viridiplantae, Streptophyta, Magnoliopsida, Solanales, Solanaceae. The record is from RefSeq and is a predicted model, not a curated record. The transcript has 4 exons.
AUGGCACGUCAUCUUCUUCAGUCCCCUAGUUUCUCAACUCCCGCUACUCCUAGGUUUUCAACGCCCGCUACCCCAAGUUUCUCAAUGCCCGCUACCCCAAGUUUCUCAAAGCCUGAUACUCCUAGUUUCUCUAAAACCGAUAUUCCUAGUUCUCCAAAGCUCGAGACUCCUACUUUUUCAAAGCGUGAGACUCUUACAUUCUUAAAGCCCGAGAUUCCAAAUUUCUCUAAGCUUGAGAACCUGCCCGAGACUCCUACCUUCUCAAAUCCUAAGACCCCUAGUUUUUCAAAGCUCGAGACUCCUAUGUUCUCAAAGCGUGAGACUCGUACUUCCCCAAAUCCCGAGACCCCUACAUUUUCAAAGCCGGAGACUCCUACUUUCUCAAAGCUUGAGAUCCUAAGUUUCUCAAAGCCCGAGACCCCUAGUUCUCCAAAACCUGAGAUUCCUAAUUUUUCAAAGCCUAAGACUCCUAGUUCCCCAAAGCCAGAGAUCCCUAAUUCUCUAAAGCUCGAGACCCCUAGUUUUUCAAAGCCUGAAAAUCCUAGUUUUUCAAAACCUAAGACUCCUACUUUCUCAAAACCUGAGACUCCUAGUUCUCCAAAGCCGGAGACCCCUACUUUCUCAAAGCCUGAUACUCCUACUUUCUCAAAGCCAGAAAUUCCUAGUUCCCCAAAGCCUGAGACCCCUACUUUUACCAAUAUUGAGACUCCUACUUUCUCAAAACCCGAGACCCCUAGUUUAUUAAAGUCCAAGACCUCAAAUUUCCCAAAUUCCGAGAGCCCAAGUUCUUCAAAGCCUCAUACUCCUAGUUUCUCGAAACCCAAGAUCCCUACUUUCUCAAAGUCCGAGACCCCAACUUCCUCAAAGUUUGAGACCCCAAGUUUUCCGAAUCUUGAUACUACUAGUUCCUCAAAGCCUGAGACUCCUAGUUUUUCAAGGCCCGAGACACCAAGUUCCCCAAAGCCCGAGAUGCCAAGUUUAUCGAAGCCUGAGACUCCUAGUUUCUCGAAGCCCAAGAUUCUUAGUUCCCCAAAGCCUGAGACACCAAGUUCCUCAAAGCCUGAGACUUUUACUUUCCCAAAGCCUGAGUCUCCAAGUUCCCCAAAGCCCGAGACCCCAAAUUUCCCAAAGCCUAAGACUCCUAGUUCCCCUAAGACCGAGACCCCAAGUUCUCCAAAGCCUGAGACUCCUACUUUCUCAAAGUCCGAAACGCCAAGUUCGUCAAAGCCAGAGACUCUGAUAUACCUGCUAGAUGCUCUAUUCAGUGGCAUCGCCGAGGAGGGGCCUGCACCAACACAUGCCAAGGGUAAGCGGCACCGUUCUCAUCGCACAGAGGAAGAGAAGGCUCAGAAAAGACAGCGUCGGCAGGAAAAUGAGACUCCAAGUUCUCCAAAGUUAGAGACUCCUAGUUUCUCAAAGACUAAGAUCCCAAGCUCCCCAAAGCUUGAAACUCAUAGUUUCUUAAAGCCCGAGACUCCAAAUUUCCCAAAGCCUGAGACGCCAAGUUCCCCAAAGUUUGAGACCCCAAGUUCUCCAAAGCCCGAGACUCCUACUUUCUCAAAGCUGGAGACCCCAAGUUCUCCAAAAUCUAAGAUGCCAAGUUCCCCAAAGCCUGAGACCCCAAGUUCGCCAAAGCCCAAGAUUCCAAGUUACUCAAACCCCGAGAGCGCAAAUUCUCCAAAGCCUGAGACCCCAAGUUUCCUAAAGCUUGAAACUGCAAGUUCCCCAAAGUCCGAGACCCCAAGUUCUCCAAAGCCCUAG